Messenger RNA from Drosophila ficusphila, 5197 nucleotides. It is a transcript of the gene DIP-beta, whose product is annotated as lachesin. The transcript has 7 exons. The coding region runs from base 1690 to 2799 and encodes 369 amino acids. The record is from RefSeq and is a predicted model, not a curated record. Gene Ontology annotation, cellular component: neuron projection. NCBI's taxonomy places the organism in Eukaryota, Metazoa, Arthropoda, Insecta, Diptera, Drosophilidae.
CUCCCAUUCCCUUGACGUUAAUCCACUCUUUUUUCUAAUUGUGCAUGCCAUGUUAAUGCCAACUGAUUAGCCGCUUCACAACGCACCGCCAACUGCACCCAUAAUUCAUGACUCUUGUGUUCCUUCCCUUCGUUUUGUCUCUGUCUGUCCCCAACUGUACUUGUACUUGUAUUUGUACUAGUAUUUGUACUUGUAUUUGUACUUGUACUUGUACGAGUAUGUGUGCGGCGCACAUGUAAACUCUACACGUUGCCCCCAUUGUAUGUACGUUUUUUAUCUUUGCUCUUUGGUUACGAAAACGAAAGAAAUGUAUAGGACUGCAUAAGAAUCCGAAGCGACUGCAUAAGCGCAAAUGUUAACUAAUUGUUGAAUGUUUCUUCUCUCCACGAACCCCAACAAAACAAAAACCAUGUCCACAAAAAACACUCAAAUCCAUUCGCCAUUCGCCAUUCGCCAAAUGGCCAACGACGGACGCUUAAAACCAAAAUCCAAAAACCAAAAACCGAAAACCGCAAACCCAAUUCCACUAAUUGCACUUGAAAUAUCCCUUUUCAUAUCCACCGACCAUAACAACACCACCAACAAUGACUCUAACAAUCUGCACUCGAUGGCAAAACCACCGGAAAAAAACCAACCCAACCCAAACCAAAACCAAACCCACCCACACAAACCGAAAACUUGCAAAAACUUUGCCACUGCUCCUCUGCAAAAUGGAAAUGGCGUCAAAUUGCGCUGACAUCUGACGAUGGCAACAACAAAACUACCAAUAACAAUGCUACACCAACACAAUACAACAACGACCCCUAAUCCUAACCCAAACCCAAACUCAAACCGACUAUCAACACUGUUUUCGGAUGCAUUGCAUCCAUUGCGACGACGCUGACACAAAUGUCAAACCUUCCGAAAACCGCCUCCAAAACUUCACCACCCAACCACAAAUACACCAACACUUGAACUUCCAACACAACCACAAAUUGAUUCUCUUGCGUCAAUUAAAACUUAUUGAAAUUUCCGAAAAUAUUCAACUCAAUUUUAAUCGGGUAAUUCAAUAACAACGAAACGUUGAACAACAUUCGAAUCCGGUAACUCACCGACAACAUUCAACAACCUCAACGAAAUAUUGAACUCAACAACAAAACCACCACCACCACCAAACGACGGUGACAAUGCGCGAAUAUUGCUCAUAAUGCCAUUAACUAAAUAUGAUGACCCCGAAACUUUUUCUGUGGCUGGGGAUAUCAAACUGCAAUUUCCGAACAUCUGGCGUUCGCCACACCCACACAACGACACACCCACACCGGGAUAUCCUGAAACACAAACAACACUUUGACAUGCAACAACGGCCAACCGUUGUCUUCAUCAACACACAAACACAAACUCAAAUACACAAACACCCACACACACGCACUGGCAUUCAAACCGACGCUGUCAUCAACUCAACAACAACAAUGGUCAUCCCUUUAUCCCCACUUCCAAUUCCCAUUUCCCCGAUUUCCCUCGACUUUCCCCGCUGAACCCGCUUCCCCGUCGCGUUUCCAUUUGGCAAACUGGCACCAUCAGGUCGCCUGGAUUAAGGCCGAUGCCAAGGCAAUUCUGGCCAUUCACGAGCACGUGAUAACCAACAAUGAUCGAUUAUCGGUGCAGCACAACGACUACAACACAUGGACCCUCAACAUCCGCAGCGUCAAAAUGGAGGAUGCCGGCAAAUACAUGUGUCAAGUCAACACGGAUCCCAUGAAGAUGCAGACCGCCACCUUGGAGGUGGUGAUUCCACCAGACAUCAUCAACGAAGAGACCUCCGGAGACAUGAUGGUGCCAGAGGGCGGGUCCGCCAAACUUGUGUGCCGAGCCCGAGGUCAUCCGAAGCCCAAGAUCACGUGGCGACGCGAGGACGGAAGGGAGAUCAUCGCCCGCAAUGGUUCGCACCAGAAGACAAAAGCACAAUCGGUGGAGGGCGAAAUGCUGACGCUGUCGAAGAUCACGCGAUCGGAAAUGGGCGCCUACAUGUGCAUCGCCUCCAACGGAGUCCCGCCGACGGUGAGCAAGCGGAUGAAGCUACAGGUGCACUUUCAUCCGCUGGUUCAAGUGCCAAAUCAAUUGGUCGGCGCCCCGGUCCUCACGGAUGUCACAUUAAUUUGCAACGUCGAGGCAUCGCCGAAGGCCAUCAAUUACUGGCAGCGCGAGAAUGGCGAAAUGAUUAUUGCCGGCGAUCGUUACGCGCUCACCGAAAAGGAAAAUAACAUGUACGCCAUCGAGAUGAUUCUGCACAUCAAGCGGCUGCAAUCGAGCGAUUUUGGGGGCUACAAGUGCAUUUCGAAGAACAGCAUCGGCGACACCGAGGGCACCAUUCGACUUUAUGAAAUGGAGCGACCCGGCAAGAAAACUCUACGCGACGACGAUCUCAACGAAGUGUCGAAAAACGAGGUGGUGCAGAAGGACACGCGCAGCGAGGACGGGUCACGCAACCAGAACGGAAGGCUCUACAAGGACCGCGCCCAGGAUCAGCACCCGGCCAGCGGGAGUGGAGCGGUCCGCGGGCGCGGGACAAGGCGGCUAAUCGGAACAUUUCUAUUAGCCUUAUUGGUAUUAUUAACGGCGGUGGCGAAGGCCGGGGCAUCAUCAUCAUCAUCAUUGUCCUGCCACACAAAGGCCGGCAAACAAAAGGAGGCCAAGGAGCACCAAGAGAAGCAGCAAAGGCAAAUGGAGGAGGAGAUGGAGAUGGCGGAGGAGAAGGGGAAGGGGAGCCAAUGCUGGAAGAGAUCGACGCCGAGUUGGAGACGGGCAGCGGCGGCAGAGUAAGAUUAUGAUAGCUUAAUUCAAUUGUAAUUAAACGAACACGAUUAUGACGCAAGGAGCUACUGCCCCUCGUCCUGCUCCUCCACACUCCACUUACACACACACACACACAGGCACACACACACACACACGAGCCAGGAGGAAGCGGGCAUUAAUUAAAUGGGGAUGCCACCGGGAAGCCCGGAGCUAAUCAUCUGCGCCCAUGCCAACUGCUGACUGGAAGGGGGCAAGGGGGUGGGGCGGAGGCGGGGGCGGGGGCAGGGCUAAUUGAGUGCAUAUCAAAUCAAAAGGAAGAUAUAAACUAAAGUGUCGUAGUUAAGUGAAAAAGAAAACGCGUUUAAAUGUUACCUCGUUAGCGGAAAAUGAUGAAAGGAAAGGAUGGCAGCAGACCCCGACCCCGCAGAAGCAAAUCAACUAUAAACAAUAUCGAGAUUAAAUGGUGUUCGGUUCUUUAAAUGGCUUUAGAAGUAAACAAACAGUACGACUGCAGAAGGAUAUCGGCGUACUAUAAAGAAUAAACACGAUUACGACAUUGGCGCGGAUAUUUCUAGAUGUCUACAAAAUAAGCGAAGUUAUUUUUCAUUUAUUCCGACCUUGAUUCGUUCAGUUUUUCUAGAGGAAAUAUAUAUACAUAUAAGAUAUUAGGUGUUUAAUCGAGAGUUCUGUAAAUAUAUUCAAGGUCUGCUCAAAGAGAAAGAAGUUCGUGGCUAAAUGGAAAGGAGGAAAGUGUUAAGAGGAUCUUUGCAAACCGUAAACUGUAAAUAUUUAUGCCUUUAGUGAUCCCGAGAAUGUUUCGUUGAUAUCUUGAUAAGUAGGUUCUGUGUUGGACCCUUUGUUGACUCCUUUGUUCUCAUGGCUCAAAAGACUAAUUGCGGACACUAGACCUAAGCCAGUUUUGGAAUCCCCUAAUCGAUUAACCAGCUAAGAGUGUGUGAGAUCCUUAGCUUUAAAAAAUGCUAAUUACUAUACUAUAUAACGUACAAUAACGAGAGUUUACCCACUGAAUAGAUUUCUGUGUGCUGAUUCCGAGAGAAUCUACAGAGUUAGAAACUUCUAAAAAAUGUAAAAAUUGUCUCUUGUACAAUUUUAAAUUGCUGCUGAUUUCCAAAAGCCACAAGAGGGAUUUGAGGAUUUGAUUAACAACUUUCGAGAAAUUCCAUGAGGAUGGUUUGGCUUUGGCUUGGAACUAUGAAUACAUUUUGUAGGAAAAAGUACACUGAAAUCUUUUUAAAAAGUAACUCCGUUGAAACAAGAGAGGACAACGAUUUCUGAAGCACUUUAAAAAAUCUCCAGAGUCAACUUGGAUUUCCUUUGGCACUGACAACACUUUCAAGACUUGAAAGUUUCGUUUACUACGGGCUCUCACACACUCUCAGACGAUCCAUAGUCCCCACAUAUAUAUUUAUAAAAUACUCAUGUGUGCGUGUUCAGCUCAAUUCCAUGUUAAAAUAACGUAAGUCAAAGGAAGGUAAAUCAGAAACGCAGAAAGAAAUGUGCCAAAAGCAUUAAAAGCAACUCGCAGUAAAGAAGUGUGUAAGGCGAAAGUAAGCAGAGGUAAAUACAAAAUAAAUGUGUGUGUUCAAAUCCGAAUAAUGCAGUAAUACCCAGACAUAUGUAUAAUCCGCAUAUCCAGCUCCACAGCCCCAAAACCCGGCUAGUAAAACUCAUUUGAACGCUGACUUCUCAGAUGUACUCUGACUCAUAUACGUACCAAGAAAGCAAAUGUAUGGAGGGGAAGUUAGGCAUGGAGAAAUACAUUUUAAUAUAAUGAAAAUAUAAAUACAGUUAAUUAAAUAUAGGAAAUAUUUUUUUUUGCGGGUACGAGAGUAACGUAAUCGCCUAGCAAAUCAAAGUUACGUUUAAUAUACACGUGUAAGGCAGGAAAGUAAUUUAUUCAUCUAAAUGGAAGCCCAGGCGAUCGCGUUGUUGAAAAAAGAAUAAAAGAACUACAUUUAAUGGAAUUUGCAGGUGGAUAAAGACAGGCAAACUAAACUAUAGUAAAACCUAAGAAAUAACAAACUAAGCCAGAAACCAUUCAAGUCAUAAAGCAUUCAAUGUCUAAGCUACAGUCAUACCAAGGUAAACCAGAAAACAAAAUGAAUACACAACUAUUUGACAACUACAUAAGCAAUGAGAAUAUCCAACAGUUUCCAAAUAAAUUCCCAAAAACGAAAGUUUGCUGCGUUAUAAUGCGAAAUUCCAUAGCUCUCGAACAAACAACAAAACAAAAUAAAUAUAAUAUCAUUUAGUUGGAUUUGUGUUUAUGUACAUAAGAAAUGAGCGAAAACAAAUGUUUGUACUGUAAAAUCUGAUUAUACAACUGAAUAUUCAAAACCACGCAGUCGAAAAAAACCGUAAAAAAGUCGGAAAAAAAAGAAAAAUAAAUAAAGAGACAUACCUA